This is a messenger RNA of Psammomys obesus (fat sand rat), 5061 nucleotides long. It is a transcript of the gene Kdsr, whose product is annotated as 3-ketodihydrosphingosine reductase. NCBI's taxonomy places the organism in Eukaryota, Metazoa, Chordata, Mammalia, Rodentia, Muridae. The record is from RefSeq and is a predicted model, not a curated record. The transcript has 10 exons. Bases 154 to 1152 code for a protein of 332 amino acids. Gene Ontology annotation, cellular component: endoplasmic reticulum membrane. Gene Ontology annotation, biological process: sphingolipid biosynthetic process. Gene Ontology annotation, molecular function: 3-dehydrosphinganine reductase activity.
ACGCCGGUGGGGCCCAGAAGCCCGUCGGACGGCGGAGGCCGCCCCGCCCCGGCUCCUCCUCUUCCCCUCGCCGCCGGCCCGCCCUCGCCCGCAAACCCAAACACUGCGGGCUGCCGGUGCACGUGAUCUCCCCGUAGUCGCUCGCGCGGAGAGAUGCUGCUCCUGGCCGCCGCCGGCCUCGUGGCCUUCGUGCUGCUCCUCUACAUGGUGUCGCCGCUCAUCAGCCCCAAGCCCCUCGCGCUGCCCGGCGCCCACGUAGUGGUCACAGGAGGUUCCAGCGGCAUCGGGAAGUGCAUUGCUAUUGAGUGCUACAAACAAGGAGCAUUUAUAACUCUGGUUGCUCGAAAUGAGGACAAGCUGCUUCAGGCGAAGAAAGAAAUUGAAAAGCACUCUAUUAAUGAUAAACAGGUGGUGCUGUGUAUCUCAGUUGAUGUAUCUCAAGACUAUAACCAAGUAGAGAACGUCAUAAAACAGGCACAAGAGAAGCUGGGUCCUGUGGACAUGCUGGUCAACUGUGCAGGAACGUCUGUGGCAGGAAAGUUUGAAGAAAUGGAAGUUAGUUCUUUUGAGAAAUUAAUGAGCGUAAAUUACCUGGGCAGCGUGUACCCCAGCAGGGCAGUGAUAACCACCAUGAAGGAGCGACGGGUGGGCAGAAUUGUGUUCGUGUCCUCCCAGGCAGGACAGCUGGGGCUGUUUGGUUUCACAGCCUACUCUCCAUCCAAGUUUGCCUUAAGAGGGCUGGCAGAAGCUCUACAGAUGGAGGUGAAGCCUUACAAUGUGUAUGUCACCGUGGCCUACCCACCAGAUACUGACACCCCAAUGCUGGCCGAGGAAAACAAGACAAAGCCCCUGGAGACCCGGCUUAUUUCAGAGACCACAGGUGUUUGCAAACCAGAGCAGGUGGCCAAACAAAUUGUCAAAGAUGCCAUACAAGGGAAUUUUAAUAGUUCCAUUGGCUCGGAUGGGUACAUGCUGUCCUCCCUGACCUGUGGCAUGGCACCAGUGACUUCCAUCACUGAAGGACUCCAGCAGGUGGUCACCAUGGGCCUUUUCCGAACAAUUGCUUUGUUUUACCUUGGAAGUUUUGAUAAUAUAGUUCGCCGCUGCAUGGUGCAGAAAGCAAAACCUGAAAUCGUAGACAAAACUGCUUAAUUCUUGCCCCUCGGACAAAGACUGAAUGCAGUGAUUUGAAUACUGUGCUGCUAAAGGAACUCGAUUUUUGGCCUCCAGACUCAGUGUCUUGUUUUUGAAUGUGUCAGAGUGGACCCAGUGCUGUUUGGAAAUCUGGCUGCAAGCAGAGGGGCAGAAGUUCGUCUCUACAGUAUUACCGUCAACACUAUGCAAAUGUGGACCAGGGCACCAUUUGGUUUCUGGGUCUUUGAGGUAGAGCGCUGAGAGCGUGAGAACGAAUAGCAGGAAAACAGGGUAAAGAAUGGAAUUCCAGGAUGGCAAAUUCAGUCUUUUCAUUUAUCCUCCCUCUGGCCCAUAGGGAUCAAGAAAUGCACUUUGUGGCACAUUAACUUUUGAGAGCUUUUGAUUUUUGGUUUUUAAUUUUUCAUGAAAGAUGGUCUGGGUUUUAAUCUUCAAAAAUUUUUUAUAUAAUUUUUCAGUGUAUGUUAGUCAAGGUGUGUCUUCCAUGAUGUAGCCCGAGUCUGGCCCUCAGCACCUCUGUGCGGUGUUUGGGACUCCCUUCUGCUAGUGAAGCUGGCUUCUCUCUCUCUUUGAUCCCGUAAGAUGCAAGGGGGAUGAGAGAGCAGCACAGAGGAAGGCAAGGGAUGAGUCCUUUGUGAAGGCAAAUCAGGUGUCCUUGUCUUCUUAAGACUAAUGCUUAGAACGUUUUCAUUUUUCACUCAUGGGGAAAGGCAGCCUCUUUACAUGUUUUCUGAAGAGAAAUAAAAUUUCAUAGAAGUUUAAAAGUUUACAGUUUCUUCAAUAGCCAUGAUGACCUGAAGUUCACAAUUCCAUUCCAGCUCAGCCUCUCUGUUUUUAUCUCUCUUUCUAGUUUUAAUUAUUCUGUAAUGUUUUUGUUUAAAACAAAACAAAACAAACAAACAAAAAAAAAAAACAAAGGAAAACAAAAGAUGGAGACCAACACAGAUUUUUUUUUUGACUUGGCUUUUUAAAUUCAUGAAUUCAUUAAAGUAAAAAAAAAAAAAAUUUAAAAGCAUGGCAUUCAUAUCCUCACAGCAUACUGUAACUUUAGGAAAGGUUGUGUAUUUUUCAGUCUUAUUACUCUGAAAAGAUGACUGAUUUUUGAAGAUCCUCUCUUGGGAAGUGAGGUGUUCAGCUGCUCUGUCUUUCACAGAGACUCUGAGCAGCAUCUUUAGCAUGGUAAAAAGUUUCUCGCCCUCUGGCUGCAUGCAGCCUGUGGGCAUGUGCUAGGGGUUGCAGGUCUGCCAUUCCUUGAGUGAAUCUGUGUCAAGUGCCUAUGAUGAAUCCAGCCUCUGUCCCCACUCAUUCUGUCCAUUGGACAGCUCCCAGUCCUGUCCUCCUUAUAUACAAAGUACUGCAUUCCAAUUUAGUACCUCUACGCUCAAAGGAAAACCUAAGUGUUAUAAAACAAAAAACAAACAAAAAGUGUUUGACAACUUAGAAAUUACUGCUAUGACAAACUUUUUUUUCCCUCUUUUUCUUUCUUUCUUUUAAAAAGAUGGGUUUAACCUCUGUGUGGCUUGGUCUUCUGCCCCAGCCACCCGAGUGCUGGCAGUACAGUUUUGCACCACCAUAGUCUAUGAGCCAAGCAUUUUUGCUCUCUGAAAUAGCCAAACUCUUGACUUUAUCGUGACUUAGAUUUUAACUAAUAAGAUAUUUAAUGGCUCCAUUUUUAUCAAGAUCUGAGAACAUAUUUUAGAUAUUGUUACAGAAGAUACUCUUUAUUAUAUGCAUUGCUUGUUAUAACUUCAUUGCUGUUUACAGGAGUAGGUUGAUAAUGCCAAGAUAGUUCCAAGACCCCUCCAGUCCGAUCUAGCCAAAGUUUGCAACUUCGGUCACAUUGGACGGGUUCCUGAUGAAAGAACUGCAUUCCUAUGUGGACAGUUUCUAACUUUAUUUUCCUAUAAAUGUUCUAAGACAGUUGGCACUUUCCACUAUUCUGUUAAAAUCUAGGCCAAGAGGGCAUCAGACACAGUACAGUUAGCUUUUUCAUUGUACCAUUUUCAGACAGUCCUUAGCUAGAGGAUGACUGUGUGGAUCAUGCCUGAAACAAAUUGAAGAGCCUUGUGUCAUGGUGGGCGGUGCUGACCCUAGCCCAGGUUAAAUCAGGCUUGCAGGGAUCGUGAUGCCAUGGCAGGAAUCUUGUCCAAGGUGUUAGAGGCCUCAGCACCCUUACUCACAAAAGUUUGAAAUGGGCUUUAUUUUUUUUCUUCUAAAGUUGAUUCCAUAAGUACAGAUGAACUUGAUGUGGGAAUAUUGUUUUUCUUUGUGUCACAUCAGCAUAAUGUACCUGUCUGUUGACUUUACCAGGCUCCAUGCAAAUACCCUGUACCUCAGCACAAUACCCUGUACCUCAGCACGUGCUCUACGUUACCUUUGAAAAGUCCAGCUGAUUGUGAACUCUGAAAUAAGUGCGUGGAAUGCAGCGUUUCAGCAGUGCCCCAAAAAGGUGUGAUCUUAUCCCAGAUGUGGAAGUAUCACAUUUUUCUGCUCACAAAAAGAAUGGUUGCUGGGAUUGGGAAGCAAUUGUCCAAAUGCUAGGGGAAUCAUCAACUCCUCCCCGCUCCCCCCCCCCCUCCCAGCCACCCACCCAGAGUUGAACACAUGCCAUUCUUUACCUCGUGCUAACGCUUAGGCUUCUAGUUCUGUUACACUGUUUCCUCUGCGUGACCAUAAGUUUGUGUGUGUCAGUUCUGAAUGUCUGUGCUAUUAGUUUGGGUAAUACUGUUUUAUUGUAGUAUAUCCUUAAGUUUCUCUGAAAAUUAUUAUCAUUCUGCUAUAUAAAUUCCAACAUAUAUUUAGGGACUCUUUGUAAUUGAGAGUGAAUAGGAAACAAUCCUCAUUUAUUUAUUAAAGAAAAAAAGGUCAUGGACUAGGGAAGUGAUUGUGUGGGAGGGUGUGUGCCUGGUGUGUAGGGCAAAAACAUUUUUUAUCAAAAUUGUUUACUCUUAUAGUUUUAAAGUUUAGUAAUUUGCACAGGUGAUGAUUUAGAAUGUUGUUGUGGUCUCUUUCAAUUAAUAUUUACAUAUGAUUGAAUGGUAUGUAUUUAUCUGGACCUUUUAAACUACAUAUUGAUUCCUGAAAGCAAAACCUUUAAGAUCAAUUUCUGAUAACUGAUGAGAACAUUUUUAUAACAGUUGCUCCAAUUCAAAGGAUCAUUUGUCUUUCUAGAAGGCUGUACAGUGAAUUAUGUCAUCAUAUUUAAGUUUAUUACAUUGUGUUCUAAUUGAAAUGUGUCUUGGUCACAGUUAAAUUCAUACUUUUUGCUAGAAGAUGUUUGUGUCUUUCUUAUAUCCCUUAGUCCUUAGGAUCUCAGCUUUAAAGGCCCCUGUUGACUGCCACCCUCCAGUUCUGGACUGGAGCCUGCUGAUCUGAUCUUGCUAGAUUAAUGGAGGGCUGUGGGCUUGAUAUCUUGAAAAGGAGAGAACUGCCGUUAUAUUUUAUAUUUGUUUGAGGCAUGAACUCUUAAGACGUUGACAAAAAGCACAUAGCUGUUUUGAUACAUGUUAGGACAGGGUUGCUACUUUAAAAGCCUUUGUGGGAGUACAGUGGCACGGUGGUACUGUAGGGUGGUACUGUAACAAAUGUGGCAGUACUGUAACAUAAUUGUAAUAUCUGAAUUGUUUAAUUACACACACACAAUAAGUGGGAAACAAGCUUUACUGAUCUGAGAAUUUAUUUUUCUAGGAAUUUGUCUUUUUGAAGAUACUUAAUCAAAAUAGAAAAGUCUUUUAUAAUGAUGUCUGUUGGCUUCCUAGGCAUUGCCCAAGACCUGGUUUUUAUUAUUUUUAGGAAAUAAUAUUUUUACGAUAUAUACUUAGGAGUCUAAACAUUUAUUUCAAUUAUGGUCUGUUUGUGUGAGUAAAAGCUUAAGAAAUAUGGAAUUUAAUAAAGCUUUUUGAACAGUUA